Messenger RNA from Brassica oleracea var. oleracea, 795 nucleotides. Its product is annotated as elongation factor 1-delta 1-like. Bases 1 to 795 code for a protein of 264 amino acids. Gene Ontology annotation, cellular component: cytosol. The transcript has 9 exons. Gene Ontology annotation, biological process: translational elongation. NCBI's taxonomy places the organism in Eukaryota, Viridiplantae, Streptophyta, Magnoliopsida, Brassicales, Brassicaceae. The record is from RefSeq and is a predicted model, not a curated record. Gene Ontology annotation, molecular function: guanyl-nucleotide exchange factor activity; translation elongation factor activity.
AUGGCGGCCUUUCCUAAUCCCAAUUCUAAUGCUGGACUGAAGAAGCUCGACGAGCAUCUUCUUACACGUUAUUACAUUACAGGUCACAAGGCUUCAAAGGAUGAUAUCACCGUCUAUGCGGCCCUUUCAAAACAUCCACCAUCGCAAUAUGUGAACGUAUCUCGUUGGUACAACCACAUUGAGACUCUGUUGGGUAUCUCAGGUAUCUCUUCUCAAGGGAGUGGUGUCAGUAUUGACGGACUGGUCUCUACCUCAGAACAUGCGGUUGCUGAUUCUAAUGAUGGUGUUGUGGUUGUUGAUAAUGAUAAUGAUCAAGAUGUUGACCUUAUCGGCGAAGAUACCCAAAAGGAAAAGAAAAGUGCUGAAGAGAAAGCAACUUCCACAAAGAAGAAAUUUAAUGGCCAAUCAUCAGCUCUAGUUCUUAUCAACCCAAAUGAUGAAGAGACCGACAUGAAGAAGCUAGAGGAAACUGUAAGAUCCAUUCAAGUGGCAGGGCUGUUUUGGGGAGCAUCAAAGCUUCUCUCAGUUGGCUAUGGAAUCAAGUUGUUGGGGAUCGAGUGCACAGCUGUUGGACACCUUGUUCAUCUUGGACGCAGAGAUAAUGCCGCUGAUGAUGAUGAUGAUGUUAACCUUUUUGGUGAAGAGAGAGCAGCAAAGAUUUGCAAUGUUGGCUAUGGAUUCAAGUAUAUGCGGACCAUAUUCACCAUUGUUGACAACCAUUUGUCUCUCGAUACUGUCACUAGAAACACUGGCGGUAUCCCCUUGAACAGAAUACAGGAUCGAAACAACCUUUAA